UGCUUCACUUCACGUUGCAUUCGGCAUCCUGCUGUAUCAAAGCCUUUAUUUUCAUCACGUCUCAACUUUUCACACUUGAUCAUAUUGAUUGACUGAAUUCUAUUGCCUAAUUGGCCUGGUGAAUUGUGUCUCGACUUGGCGCAGCGCUGCGGUAGUUGUUGGCUUGGCGCUAUCUGCAUCAGCAUCCAUCAUGGCCGAUUACGAUCGUCGACACCGCGGUGAUGGUGGUCGCGGAGGCUUCAACCCCAGGAAGCGCAGGUACAAUGAUGACGACGAUUAUGGCCGAAAUCGCGGCGGUGGCCGUCGACGCCACGAUGGCAGCUCCCACGCACCACCAUUCAUCCGGAUACGAAAGCAACUUUUGGGCCUUGCCGAAUCAGCGGCACGUAAGUGGCAUGAGGAUGUCGUCUCUGUUUCGCGGCUGGUUGUAGAGAAUUACGACGACGAAUUUGUGCGCAACGGCUUCCUGGACCUCGUGUGUCAGCUCGUGGUCGAGCAGCCACUCAAAACCCCAUUUGUCGCCGCUGUCAUCCUGGUCACAAACACGCUCAAGUCUGAGCUUGUUGCUGAGUUGCUUGUGAGGGUGGGCAAGGCCUUGGAAACGGCCAUCACAGCGGGCGAGUGGCGCGAUGUCAAGGCGCUGCUCAAGCUGCUGGCAUGCCUUCAGACAUGCCUUGAGGGCGAAGGCAUCUUUCCUGUAUUGGAUGAGCUGUUCAACCGUGCAGUUGACCUGCAGACUGCGAGCUCCGAUGAUACCAUCGGUAUCGAACUGGUCAAGAUCAUCCUCCUGACAAUCCCAUACAUUAUGGCUGCGGCGCCUGGCCAGUGGAUAGACAAGGCCGCUGAACUAAUGGACAAGACUGAUGUUAUCGCCUCCGAAGACCACCCAAUGCAAAAGCUGGUUGACCCAUACUGCCCCGAGGCGGGUGAGAAGGAUGUGGAGGCGUCUCCGAGUCUGCUUAGCUUGCUCCAGAAACAAUUGCAGGCCGAGGCGGGCAGUGGCUGGGGCCUUGAGUGUCUGCCGCGGCCCUGGAAGAUGCCCCUAGAGGAAGUCGAGCAGCAGUCGAAGUUGGACGACUGUCCCAAGCACCCUCUGCCUACGAUAUCAGUCCCCGAGACUAUAAUCGCGGGCAGCCGACCGCUCUUCCCCGAGGUUUCUAUCUCGAUCUACGCUGCACAGGAUGUCGCCUCAGUACCCCCUGACACGACCAUCGCAGCCUCGCUCAUACGCGACGCCAUUCUCGAUACGAUCAAUACCCUACAUUACAACCGCAAUGUGGUGGCACGGUUUUUGAUUGAUAUCGACUGUUAUUUCUCCAAUGGCACUUUCGUCAAACGCGCUACGCCCUUUGAUCGAUUGCGAGACGUGGAGGCGGGCAAAUCGACUUGGAAGCCUGAAGACGUAGUGGUGGACGCUGUAUUCUCUCAGAUUCUGCAACUGCCCAGGCCGGAACACAAGCUCGUCUUCUACCAUUCUGUUCUGACCGAGACAUGCAAGAUCGCUCCAGCUGCCAUUGCGCCGAGUCUUGGUAGGGCAAUCAGGCACAUAUACCGCAACAUUCCGCGCCAUGAUCUGGAGCUGAACCACCGCUUCAUUGAUUGGUUCUCGCACCAUCUGAGCAAUUUCGGAUUCACCUGGAAGUGGGUCGAAUGGGUUGAUGAUGUAGAGUUGCCAGCUCUCCAUCCUCUCAAGGCUUUCAUUGUCGGUGCUCUUGACAAGGAGAUCAGGUUGAGCUUUGCACAACGCAUAAAGAAUACUGUACCCGACGAGUACAAGUCGUUGAUCGGUCCGGAGAAAGAGAUAGACGUUCCCGAAUUCAAGUACAAAAACGAUGAUGUUCCUUUUGCUUCUCAGGGACGUGAGAUAGCAAACCUCCUCAAGAAGAAAGAGCCGGAUGAGGCCAUCCAGCCCUUCAUUGAGGAAAUCCAAAACGGCGCGGUCGACCAAGGCCUUGAUCCUUUGGUCACCAGCACCGAUGUUUUUAUGACAGCAGUUCUUGCCGUGGGGAGCAAGUCCUUGUCGCACGUGCUUGCAUGCAUCGAGCGAGUCAAGGACAGGCUUCUUGAUGCCGGGGCCGCAUCGGUUGCCGCGCGGAUACAAGUGAUUGAGGCCGUCAUGGCAUACUGGUCCGCCCACCAAGGCGUGGCUCUUUCCAUAGUGGAGAAGCUGCUCAACUACGCCAUACUGACGCCGGCUGUCGUUGUCGAAUGGGCCGUCGGUGCAGGAAGAGGUGCAGUUACUGCCAUUGAGGACGACGAGUCACGGCUGGCCCAGGAUCACAUCUACGAGCUAGUUCUCAACACUGUCCGCAAGGUCACUGGACGAGUGAGGCAAGUUGCCCUGACUAAGGCGCAAAAUCUAGAUGGUGAUGUCUCCAUGACAGAGGAUCAGGACGGCCCCGAGGUCAAAGAGAUGCGUGAGUUGUUCCAGCUCAUAGAGAACGCGCUCACCGCAAGGGCAUCUUCACUUGCAAGCAACAAGCUCCUCGCUCGCCUCUGGGUGGAUCGCUGGCAACGGGCAUUCAAGAGAUGCGCGGCCAUUGAGGAGAAUUUCCUGAUCGAGGUGGAGAAGAAUCGGAAGAAGCAGGCGGCCAUUGCUGCUGCUGCACCUGCCAUCGAGGCCAAGUCCGAGGUCAAGGAAGAUGAUAUUGAGUAACCGGCAUGUGUAGCGAGCCGUGGCUUUACUCCAUUGUUUGUUUGUUUUGGGUACACGGGGAGUCGCCGAAUGCCACCCCGUAGACUCACAGGAACAUCUACGCCGCUGUCUUUGUUGAUAUCUAGGCAAGCCUGGCAAUUUUUUUUGGUUCUUUUACCUGUUGUAUCUUUAGUUACAAUUUGAUAUUUUCGGACUUGGACAGGGGUGCCUUACAUGGCAUCAGGAAUUGACCUAUGGGGUCGACAGCUUAGUCGAACCUUACUAAAAUGGGAUUCGGGCAGGGAAUUUUCCUUGCAUGAGACAAGAAGUCUGGCUGGAAGGCAGCCAGCCAUAUCGGUAUUAUUCUUUCCAACUAAGGCCUUUUCUUUUUUUUUUUUCUUUACUAUGUAUGGAAGGGCUCCCUUUCACUGUUACAUCUGAGGCGCCGCUCAAAGUGUUCAUAAAGCGAUCUACGUAGCGGGUCAGCCCAUUAGAGGCGGAACCAACCAUCACACUGGCCGCAGGAGGGGAAAAAAAGAGAGAAAGAAAUAUGAUGAAUACAUUUCUUACUUUCUUUCUUGGCGACUAUCAAUAGAGUGUCCUCCA
Messenger RNA from Pyricularia grisea, 3241 nucleotides. RefSeq lists its product as uncharacterized. The transcript is spliced from 4 exons. The record is from RefSeq and is a predicted model, not a curated record. Gene Ontology annotation, cellular component: nucleus; nuclear cap binding complex. NCBI's taxonomy places the organism in Eukaryota, Fungi, Ascomycota, Sordariomycetes, Magnaporthales, Pyriculariaceae. Gene Ontology annotation, molecular function: mRNA binding; RNA cap binding. Bases 191 to 2656 code for a protein of 821 amino acids. Gene Ontology annotation, biological process: nuclear-transcribed mRNA catabolic process, nonsense-mediated decay; mRNA export from nucleus.